CAAACGUCAAAUUCAGCCGUUCGCGGUGUGAGUUAACCAUAUAGGAAAAAUGGCUCCUUCCUUCGCACAACUUCCUCCCGAGGAGGAAUUUGAUGAAGACGAGAUUGAUUACAGCGAUCUGCGAGAACAGUAUGACAUUAAACUGGACGAAGGUUUCGAUACAUUCGUGGUAAUCGAUGGACUACCGCGAGUGCCGCAGGAGAACGUGGAAAGAUUGAAGAACUUCGUGCUCAAGAAAUUGAGAAGCGCAGGGAAGGCAAAGGAAGAUGGGGUGUUCAUGCCAAUGGGUGAUAAUGGAGUCACCGAAGGCUUUGCCUUCAUCGAAUUUAACACUCCAAAAGAAGCGGCGGCAGUGGUGAAGCAGUUUGAUCGCACUCCACUUGACAAGAAGCACACGAUCAUGGUGAACAAGCUCACCGACAUUGAUCGCUAUGGGCGGGAGGGAAAGAUCGAUGAGAACUAUGUGGAGCCACAUAUUCCCGAGUUCGAGGAGAAGGAGCAUCUGCGAUGGUGGCUUGCGGACCCCGAAUGCCGCGAUCAAUUCGUUAUGUUUCGCGAUAACAACGUUGGAGUCUUCUGGAAUGAAGGAGCGGACCCGCCGGAGAUGAUAGUUGAUAGACAGCACUGGACUGAAAUGUUUGUGCAGUGGUCGCCUCUAGGCACAUAUCUACUCUCCAUGCACGCGCAGGGCAUACAAUUAUGGGGUGGUAAAAGCUGGAGUAGGCAAAAACGUUUCGCGCAUCCGGGCUGCAACCUUGUCGACUUUUCCCCGAACGAGAAGUAUGUCUGCACAUGGUCACACAGACCGAUCUCCGUUGACGAAAAUCAUCCCGUACUGUCACCCGAUGAUGACGGCAAUAACUACAUCAUCUGGGAUAUUGCUACCGGAAAGCCUUUGCGCUCAUUCAAGACUCUAGAUAUGCCGACUGUAGCUGAGGAUGAGGCUGGUCAGCCUAUCAAGAAGAAACUGCAAUGGCCAGCUUUCAAAUGGUCUGCCGACGACCACUACGUUGCGCGUAUGACGCCAGGGCAGUCGAUUUCUGUCUAUGAGCUACCUAGCAUGAGGCUAUUGGACAAACACUCCAUUAAGAUCGAUGGUAUUCAAGACUUCGAUUGGUGUCCCACAACGGUCAAGCGUGAUGGCGUGAAGACGUACGAGCAACUGUUCUGCUACUGGACCCCUGAAAUCGGCAGCAAUCCCGCAAAAGUCGGCCUGAUGAGCAUCCCCUCAAAGGAAAUUGUCCGGACCAGGAAUCUGUUUAACGUUUCUGACGCGAAGCUGCAUUGGCAGAGCGAGGGCCAGUAUCUCUGCGUCAAAGUCGAUAGGCACUCCAAGUCAAAGAAAUCGCUCGCCACAAACCUCGAAAUCUUUAGGCUGCAGGAAAAGAAUAUCCCUGUCGAAGUUGUAGACUCAAUUAAAGACACGGUGAUCAACUUUGCCUGGGAACCCAAGGGCGAUCGUUUCGUGCUGAUUACAGCUGGAGAACUCCCUGCAGGUGGCGCGGCCGUGCCUCCGAAGACAUCAGUCUCUUUCUUCUGCCCCGAGAAGGCCAAAGGGAAUACCGUUGGUAACUUCAAACACAUUCGCACUUUUGACAAGAAGAACAGCAAUGCGAUUUACUGGUCACCAAAGGGCAGAUUUGUGGUCGUGGCCACGGUUCACUCGCAGCAGAACUUCGAGCUCGAUUUUUGGGAUCUGGAUUACGAGGGAGAAAAAGAUGAAGCAUAUAAGGACCUUACGGCAAAUUUGAUGCUCAUGAAUACGGCAGAACAUUACGGUAUCACCGAUUUGGAGUGGGAUCCAACCGGUCGAUAUGUUGCCAGUGUUGCUUCGUUCUGGAAGCACCAGGCCGAAAAUGGUUAUCAUCUGUACGAUUUCAAGGGAACCUCCCUACGGGAGGAGCACAUUGACCGUUUCAAGCAACUCUCUUGGCGCCCACGUCCUCCAACCUUGCUUACCAAGGAGGAACAGAAGAAAGUGCGCAAGAAUCUUCGUGAAUGGUCUAAGAUCUUUGAUGAGCAAGACUUCAACAAGAAGAAUGCAGCCAACCGAGCUGUGGUCGAGCAUCGUAGACGGCUGCUUGAGGAGUGGAAGGCUUGGCGCGCACAAGUCAUGGAGGAGCUCAAGGAGGAUGCCGUGGAGAUUGGCGGAAUCGCCAGCGAGAAGCCAAAGGAGGGCGAGAGCCAGGAAGUUAUAGAAGAAGUGGUCGAGGAGGUCAUCGAGGAGACAGAGGAGGUUGUUGAAUAGAUCCUACCUACAUGGAUUUGUUUACAGACUUAAUCUAUUUUGAAAGUUCGGUGGUGAGAAGCAUGCACUGGGGCCUAUAGCACAAAUAGAAAAUCGUUCAAAACUGCAACAGGGGUCACAAAGUUAAAAGGAAAUCGGAUGAUGCAAAAUCAAACUUUAACCUCGUAUAGAUUAUCUUAAGCCCUCCUUAAAGAGAUCACAUAGUGAUCUCAGCAUUUAAUUGUUUUUACGAGCG
Verruconis gallopava is the source of this 2483-nucleotide messenger RNA. RefSeq lists its product as uncharacterized. NCBI's taxonomy places the organism in Eukaryota, Fungi, Ascomycota, Dothideomycetes, Venturiales, Sympoventuriaceae. The record is from RefSeq and is a predicted model, not a curated record. The coding region runs from base 50 to 2248 and encodes 732 amino acids. Gene Ontology annotation, biological process: translational initiation. Gene Ontology annotation, molecular function: RNA binding; translation initiation factor activity; translation initiation factor binding. Gene Ontology annotation, cellular component: eukaryotic translation initiation factor 3 complex. The transcript is spliced from 4 exons.